GUCAAAACCACCCUUCUUUGAAUGUAGACUGCUAACAAUGUCUGGCCAGCAUUGCAGAUGCUGGCCAAAUGCCGGUGUGGCUUGCGAACGUGCGGCGCACUCCUGCUUCUUUUUGGGAUUAUCGGCACCAUUGUCGGUAUGGUCAACGUUUUUGCGACGGAGACAGGUGACUCUGCUGUGCUGGGUGUCAAGGCACAGGCACUCUCCAAGGAGGCCGAUCAUAUUGCAUUCGCCAAGGAUAUGCAUAUCCCUCACAGAGCCUGUUUGGCUUUGAUUGGGACGCAGAACCAUCUUGAGGAAAUUACCAUGCGAGUCCAACAUUUGAACAAAAUGCAGAAUUUCAAGUUCGAUCAUCGAUAUUUGGUCUUUGACACACGAGGUGUCCAAGUCUCACCUCAAAUGCAGUCUAUUGCUGAUGAGCUGGUGCGAGAGAACUCUGUUGAUACUUGGACGACUGUGGACUAUUCACCAAGCUACAAACUCAGUGUCAACCGAACGGCAGAGUGGAAUGACAGCAUCGCAACGCGACAGUCUUCUGGUCACGGAGUUUCUUUCGACGAUGCGCAGACAGACGAUGUACAGCUGGCUUUCUAUUUUGCAAUCGACAAAUGUGCUGCACACGGUUCUCCUUAUGUCGCAAUCUUCCAGUUGGAUCAGAUCCUGUAUUCUGCUCCGAAUGUUUCCUGGGUGGAGGAUGCAAUUGAUGUGCUUGAAAGAAAUCAAGAUCUUGUUUUGGUGAGUCCGGCUUUCCCUGGGUUUGAAUCUCGCAAACUUCGGCAGCGGCCCACCACCAGGCCUAUUGCAAAGGCGAACUCUGGCCAAUUGUAUGGUUCUGUGGAAGCGGAGGACACAACGUGCCAGCAUCCCUAUACGUUGCCAGGCCGAGCUAUCUUGCUGAGUACUAAACGCUACCGCAAGCUGCCUCCACGCAAUAGUGUGAAGGAGCACCGGUGUGGUGGGCAGCUAGUUCGAGGCAAGCCAUGCAGAUCGAUUCCGUAUGUGAGGUCUUGUGGUGGCAUGAGAACGUGGGAGGCUGCGCUGGAAUGUGUUAUUUGCAAUGGCGAGCGUUUGCAACAGGCAAGUCUGAUGUUGUGCACCGAUCCUGUGGCCCACGGAAGACUUGAGAACAGUCAGGGCAGCUUGAAGGACUGGCAUCGUGCCUGGUCUCAACAUGCGCCCUUGACAAGUGUAAGGCAUGAUCUUUCGAAAUUGAGAGCUGAUAUCGCCAGCAUUGAACGUGGCCAAUAUCCAGCAAUGAUGGGGCCGGAAUACCACGGCGUGUCCGACUUCUUAAUACUGGCUGGGUAGAAAAGCAGCGGUGCUUGUUCCAACAGCAUAUUUUUACUGUAUGUAUUUAAGCUCAUGCCAAAGUCGUCAAAUGACUAGUCGUCCUUGAUUGACAAGGUGUCACGAGGCUUUUGGGUUGUGUAAGCUGGUCGUUGGAUGGACACAGACAAACUGAGCAGUAUUUUCAUAAGGUCUCGCUUCACAGCGAGUGGUGAAACCUGAA
Durusdinium trenchii is the source of this 1510-nucleotide messenger RNA. NCBI's taxonomy places the organism in Eukaryota, Dinophyceae, Suessiales, Symbiodiniaceae. The record is from the annotation of a GenBank genome assembly.